GGCGCCCGCUUCGCCUCUCCCCGUCCACGCAUCGCCACCGCGCCAUAUCUCCAGGAAGCACCACAUCGCCUCGCCCCCACCAUCCCUCCCCCUUUCAUCACCACCACCACCACCACCACCGCAAGCCAAGAGGCACACGGGGCACGCCAAGGGGGAAAGCCAGCCAGCAAAUCCGGACAAGCGGUCGCGGCCGGCAGGCAUGGGUUUCCCGGUGGGUUACUCGGAGCUGGUGCUCCCGAAGCAGCUGCUCCACCUCCUCCUGCUCCUGGGGUACAUCCGCCGCUUCCUCCUCUGGGCGUUCGACGCCGUGGGGCUCGGCGACCUGCUGGAUCUCGGGGACGACCACCACCAGGCGCUGCUGCAGCAGGACCACCACCACGGCGACGCGCAGGGGCGGGACCACCACGGCGCGCUGGCGCUGCCGCAUCAGGCGGCGGCGAUGCUGCUGCAGCAGCACCGACGGCCGGAGUUCCGGGCGGUGCCGGCGAUGGUCAUCGAGGAGGUCCUCCCCGUGGUGCGGUUCGACGAGCUGGAGGAGGCGCGCGUCGGCGGGGACUGCGCCGUUUGCCUCAGCGGCAUCGGAGGCCGCGACGAGGUGCGCCGGCUCAGCAACUGCCGCCACGUCUUCCACCGCGCCUGCCUGGACCGCUGGAUGGAGCACGACCAGCGCACCUGCCCGCUCUGCCGCGCGCCGCUCAUCCCCGACGAGAUGGCCGGCGCGCUCUGGGCCGCCGCCGCGGGCGUCCCCGACGCCUCCGACUUCGACUUCUCCUACUUCGGCGCGACGCCGCUGACGACGCCCGUGCCCUCCCCGACGCUGCUGCGGCCGCACGAGCUGCUGCUCACCGGCCUGGGCGGAUACCAGUGAGUGACCUCACCGCCCGCCCGCCUGCCGGAAAGCCCACCUCUGACUUCUCCCCGUGCGGAAUGCGCGGCAGCGAGCGAACAUCUCAAUCGAAGGACAGCAGCAAGCAGCCGCCGAGGCAGAGAAAACCAACCGGAGAAGAGAAGGGAGGCUCGACCGAAUUGUACAUAGGCAAAAUGAGUAAAGCGGCCACCCCCCAAAAAAAGGCUAGGAGAUUAGAUUCCUCUUGUGCAUAGGUAGAUUCCGUCUUCCAAGUUUGUGGAGUUGUGAAUCUUUCCGCGGAUUGGAUUAAUUUUGUUGAAGAUGAGCUAGGCGUGUCGAUGCAAGAUUUGGGCCCGCUCCUUCCCUUUUUUUUUUCUUCUGUCCUGCCAUGCUAUGCAGCAUGCUUGCUGGCUGGCUGGCUGGCUGGCUGGCUGCUCAGGUCAGGUCAGGUCACCCCCAGCUGCUCCCGUUUUUCGUUUUUCUCAUAUCUCAUCUGGAUUCUGGAUGGACGGGGAGGGCCUGGUACAUCCGUGAACCGCGGGACCUGGACGGCUCCGUUCCUCUGAACCUUUCCACCUUUUCCGUCUCGGACGGAAGGACCCAAGCCAAGCACGCGAUUUCCUUUUCCACCUGUGGCACAAAAUAUAUUUGCUUCAACGGGAACGGGAAAGCGCCAAGGCUCCAGAUGUUCCGUGGAUCCGGAGGUGCGGCCACUGUGGCCUCCCAUUGCUGUAACAGCUGCUUGCACACGGAUUCAGUACCGGAGAAUUUCCGGGUGCUGUGUUGACCAA
Messenger RNA from Sorghum bicolor (sorghum), 1638 nucleotides. RefSeq names its product E3 ubiquitin-protein ligase RHA1B. Gene Ontology annotation, molecular function: ubiquitin protein ligase activity; zinc ion binding. The transcript has a single exon. The record is from RefSeq and is a predicted model, not a curated record. Gene Ontology annotation, biological process: protein ubiquitination. The coding region runs from base 200 to 868 and encodes 222 amino acids. Lineage: Eukaryota; Viridiplantae; Streptophyta; Magnoliopsida; Poales; Poaceae.